Molecule: messenger RNA, 1761 nt
Organism: Macrosteles quadrilineatus (aster leafhopper)
Lineage: Eukaryota; Metazoa; Arthropoda; Insecta; Hemiptera; Cicadellidae
Exons: 3
Coding region: 1-1761 (586 amino acids)
Molecular function (GO): zinc ion binding; nucleic acid binding
Source: RefSeq, a predicted model, not a curated record
AUGUCAGACUCAGAAAACUCAGAUAUAACAGUAAGAAGACAAACAUCUAAAAUGACACAACAUUCAGCAACAUUGGGCUUCAUUGAUAAAUACUCCUUUAAACCAGAAGAUUGGGGCCCAUGGUUAAAAAAGUUCAAUAGGUACAGAAAUGCUACCAAUUUAGAUCAAAUAGAUGGAGAAAAGCAAGUAAAUUUCCUUAUAAUAUCCAUGGGUGAUAAUGCAGAAAAUGUAUUAAUAGCAGCAGGAGUAACAGAAGAAGAUGAAAAGACUUAUGAUAAAGUGGUGGAAAAACUUAAUAAGUAUUUUACACCAAGGGUGAAUUUGACCUAUGAGAGAGCGAAAUUCAAUCAACGAGUACAAAAGCAAAAUGAACCGAUAUCCGAUUUUAUAACAGAUGUACAUCAAUUAGCUUCUUCAUGUGAUUACAAAGACAUGAAAGACAGCCUUAUUAGGGAUAAACUCAUUGUUGGAAUAACAGAUUCAAAGUUAUCUAAGGAACUUCAACUGAUGGCUGACCUAACCUUGCAUGAAACAAUAAAUAGAUUGAAACAAAGUGAAAUUAUAAAGAACCAACAAAUUACUGUUAACAGAUCAAGAGAACAAGAUUUUGCAGAAAUAGACCAAGUGAAAAAACAUCCGAACUUGAAACAAAACAUAAGACAAUAUACUUCUAAUUGUUUUUACUGUGGAGGACAGAGGCAUCCUAAGGAGGAAUGUCCUGCUCAGAAUAUUGAAUGCUACUACUGUGGAUUGCAAGGACACUUCAGCCGAUGUUGUAAAAAGAGACAGAAUAAUAAAUACAGAAAUCAGAACAAUAAAUACAGAAACCCAACCCUGAAUCAAAUUCAGGAAAAUACCGAGAACAGAUUGGAACAGGAUAAUAGAAGCGAGGACGGGUAUUACAUUAACAGAGCUGAAGUUAAGAAAAUAAGAGCGACAACAAGGAACUACAAUAAACAGAAUGAAUUUGAAAUUGAUGUAAAACUUGAUGGGAAAUUGGAACAUUUCAAGAUUGACAGUGGAGCCGACGUGACGAUUGUGCCUCCAAGAAUGGCUAGAAACAAAUUAUUGACUAAAUCAAACAUUGUUUUAAAAACACCUGGAGGGAAGUAUUUAACAGUUUUAGGUAAAUUUGAAGGUGUAAUUCAGUAUAAGAAUAAAACAACUCGUCAAACAAUAUAUGUGAUCAAUGGUCAAGAGGAAGCAUUGAUUGGGAAACCAUGCAUCUCAGCCCUAGGGUUCUUAAGGGUCAUCAGAGGAGUUAAAAAUGACAUUCAGUCAAGUGAAUAUUGUAGCAACCAGAAUAUCAACACAGACCUACAGAAGAUCAAGAAUAAAUAUCCAAGUUUAUUUAAUGGGAUUGGUAAGAUGAAGAAAGGAGCUCAACUUAAACUGAAACAAAAUGCGGUACCGAUGGAGUUAAAAACUCCUAGAAACAUACCUAUUCCACUAAGAGAAAAAGUGAAAAAUGAACUUAAAAGAAUGGUUGAAGCGGGAAUCAUUGAAGAAGUUUGCGGACCUACGGAGUGGUGUCAUCCAAUGGUGGUAAGACCUAAACCUAAUGGCAGAAAACAAUUAACAACUGCCGACACGUUAUCAAGAGCGCCAAUCAACAAAACUGAAGAGGAAGAUAUUGAGAAACUUGCAGAAGAAGCAGAAGCAUGUAAGAAUGGGAACUAUUCAAAUCAGAAUACGACUUCACAGUGGAAACUAGUUCACCAUACCAUCAUCAGUGCAAUGGUCAAGCUGAAAGUGGUGUGA